AUGUAUUUGAUUCCUGUUGAAAUUGAAUUCCCUCCGGUCAUUCAUGGUCGAUAUAGCCAAUCAAAGGUGGAGGAAUUGGAGAGAGAACGUAACUUCGAAGUAUUGGAGCCUGAUGAGGAAUUUCAAAAUGACGAGCGCGAGAUGAAAACAAUUCCGCUGGAAUACAUAAGCGAUGAAGAGAAUGAUAAUGUUGAAGAGAAUGAGGAAAGCAAUGAAGGAAAUAACAACGAGGAAGAUGAGAGUUGUAACUACCAAGAAGAGAAUGUUGUGAAUAACCUUCCGAGUAGUUCACAAAUUUGUACAACUCCACGUUUACAUUACGGUUAUUUGCCGCCUUCCAAUCAACCAAGCGGUCUCAAAUCAAUUCUUAAGAAUAGUCGGUCGCGUGAAAGGAGCGUCUAUAUUGGGACCGAAAGAUCUAAUCCAACUCUUCCAACAACCAGCAAGUAUUCUCGCACCAAUAAUAAUGAUGGAGAUGAUGAGAGCGAUGAUUUAGAAGAAAUUGAAUGCGUUAAAUAUAUCAAGAAGCCACGUUCAAGUCCGCCGCCUAGCCCAACUGGUUCUGAAGUGGAUUUGGCAAUUGCUUAUAAAAAUAAUUUGAGUGGAUAAUUUGAAAAGUUUAUUUUAUUUUUUGUCGUGCAAGAACAUUUUUUUGUUAUUUUUUAAUUAUUUGAUAUAUUCUGGUAAAGAUAAAAAUUGUGUAAGUGGAAUUCUGCAACUGGAAGGGGUAUCAAGAAUAUUUUUUGACUUUCAAAGGUUGUGUGGCCUUUAAGAUUUUUAGUUUGCCAUUUAACAAUAGAUGACUGUGAUAGAUAAUUUUUAUUCGAAAUAAGAUUUUUACAAAAGAAAAGUUGAAAAAAAAGUCUGAAAGAAAAUUAUUUGUAUCAAGAAUAUUUU
Molecule: messenger RNA, 897 nt
Organism: Meloidogyne enterolobii
Lineage: Eukaryota; Metazoa; Nematoda; Chromadorea; Rhabditida; Meloidogynidae
Source: the annotation of a GenBank genome assembly